UCACGUGGUUUGAUUACGAAUCACAUGAUUCGUGUGAAGGGAAGCAGUGAGGAUGGCUGUGUACCUGCAGUGGCGGAAAUUCGUGUUUUUUGAGAAGGAGUCGGUGCGGUUCCCCGGGGAUGGCGGAAAGGCGCUUUCCCUGCCGCCUGGACUGAUAGUAUGCGACUCCGGCCGGGGCAGUCUGGUGUUUGGGGAUAUGACCGGACAGAUCUGGUUCUUGUCCCGGUCCCUUCAGCUCACCUCCUUCCAGGCAUACAAACUUCGUGUUACCCAUCUUCAUCAGCUGAAACAACACAACAUCCUUGUCUCUGUCGGGGAGGAUGAGGAAGGCACAAACCCUCUGGUGAAAGUCUGGAACUUAGAAAAACGUGAUGGGGGCAACCCCCUUUGCACUAGAAUUUUCCCAGCCAUUCCUGGUAAUAAACCCACCGUCGUAUCCUGCAUCACAGUUCAUGAAAACAUCAACUUUAUGCCUUUAGGUUUUGCAGAUGGAAGUGUGGUUUUAACCAAGGGUGACAUAACACGAGACAGACACAGUAAGACCCAAAUUUUGCAGGAAGGGAGCUUCCCUGUUACAGGCAUGGCUUUCAGACAAACCGGCAAGACGACCCAUCUAUUUGUUGUAACAACAGAGUAUGUGAAGGCCUAUGAGUUGACACUUAAGGAUUACCCAUUCAUCGAACUAGAUUCUCAUGGCUGCGGCCUGCGUUGCUCAGCCUUGUCUGACCCAUCGCAAGACAUGCAAUUUGUGGUGGCCGGUAACGAAUGCAUAUAUUUAUACCAGCCAGACGAGAGAGGACCCUGCUUUGCUUUUGAAGGACAGAAAUUGAUUGUGCAUUGGUAUCGGGGCUACCUGAUCAUUGUAACAAAAGAGAGAUCAGACUUUGCUGUGCGUUCAGGAGAUAGCCAUGCACCUGACAGACAGACAUUGACCAUUUAUGAUUUGGGAAACAAGCUUAUUGCAUACAGCUGCACACUGACUGAGGUGGUGGAUGUUUUGGCUGAAUGGGGCUCUCUUUACGUCCUGACACGUGAUGGCUUCCUGCAUGCUUUCCAUGAGAAGGACACACAGACUAAACUAGAGAUGCUGUUUAAGAAAAACCUGUAUGUAAUGGCCAUUUCUCUGGCAAAAAGUCAGCACCUGGACAGUGAUGGGUUGUCUGAGAUCUUUCGCCAGUAUGGAGAUCACCUAUAUAGUAAAGGGGAUCAUGAUGGGGCUAUCCAACAAUAUAUCCGCACAAUUGGAAAAUUAGAGCCCUCCUAUGUGAUCCGAAAAUUUCUAGAUGCCCAGCGGAUACAUAAUUUGACAGCGUAUCUUCAGGCUUUGCAUUUGCAAUCUCUAGCCAAUGCAGACCACACCACUCUAUUACUGAACUGCUACACAAAGCUAAAGGACAGCGCUCAUCUGGAGGAGUUUAUUAAAGGCAGUGUGGAUGAAGUACAUUUUGAUGUGGAAAUAGCUAUUAAGGUUCUUCGGCAAGCUGGUUAUCAUUCGCAUGCCCUGUACUUGGCAGAAAAACAUGCCCAUCAUGAAUGGUAUUUAAAGAUACAGCUAGAAGAUAUCAAGAAUUUUCAAGAAGCUUUGAGAUACAUUGGACGGCUUCCUUUCCCUCAAAUAGAAAGCAAUAUGAAAUGCUACGGAAAGAUACUCAUGUAUCAUGUGCCCAAUGAGACAACACAGCUGUUGAAAGACUUAUGUACCAACUUUGCUCAGAAUGAGGGAAGAGAGAAGGCAAAUCCUGAAGAAUUCAUUCCUAUUUUUGCCAACAAUCCUUGUGAACUAAAGGACUUUCUUGAACAUAUGAUACAAGUACUGAGUGAUUCCCCCCAAGGAGUAUAUGAUACUUUGCUGGAGUUGCGUUUGCAAAACUGGGCACAUGAGAAAGAGCCUCAAGCACGGCAGCAACUUCAAAAUGAUGUCAUGACCCUUCUGAAGAGUGGACACUUUAAGAAUGUGUUUGAUAAAGCUCUUGUCCUAUGCCAAAUGCACAAUUUUCAGAAAGGAGUGCUGUAUCUGUAUGAGCAAGGCAAACUUUUUCAGCAAAUUAUGCAUUACCACAUGCAAAACAAUCAGUACCAAGAAGUGAUUGAAGCUUGUAAACAGUACGGGGAGCAAGAGAGCUGUCUGUGGGAGCAAGCACUUGGCUACUUUGCCCGCAAAGAGGAAGAUUGUAAGGAACACAUUGCCACUGUGCUGAAACAUAUUGAAAGGAAAAAUCUCAUGCCUCCGCUACUAGUGGUGCAGACACUGGCUCAUAAUUCCACAGCCACUCUGUCUGUGAUUAGGGACUACUUAAUCAACAAAAUGCAGAAACUGAGCCAGCAGACAGAAGAUGAUGAAAGAACUGUUAAAAAAUACAGGGAGGAGACCGCUCGCAUUCGCCGAGAGAUCCACGAACUGCGUAAUAGCCCCAAGACUUUCCAGAAGACGAAAUGUAGUAUCUGCAGCAGUGCUCUAGAACUUCCGUCGGUGCACUUUUUGUGCGGUCACUCCUUUCACCAACACUGCUUUGAGAGCUACGCAGAGAGUGACUCUGACUGCCCAACCUGCCUGCCUGAGAACCGCCAAGUCCUUGAUAUGAUCAGAGCCCAGGAGGAGAAGAAAGAUCUCUAUGAGCACUUCCAGCACCAGCUGAAGUGUUCCAGUGAUGGAUUCAGUGUGGUUGCGGAAUACUUUGGUCGUGGUGUGUUCAACAAACUUACGCUAAUUACAGAUGUCCCUGCAGAGAAAUCCAGAAUAACAAAGGAUGUGGGGUUACAACGUGACCUGCUUAUAAACACCAGAAGAAAUGUGUAAUCCUGACACAGACCAUAAACAUUCUGAAACAUCUUAUGAUGUAUG
Molecule: messenger RNA, 2842 nt
Organism: Nanorana parkeri
Lineage: Eukaryota; Metazoa; Chordata; Amphibia; Anura; Dicroglossidae
Gene: VPS11
Product: VPS11, CORVET/HOPS core subunit
Exons: 16
Coding region: 53-2797 (914 amino acids)
Biological process (GO): vacuole organization; intracellular protein transport; organelle fusion
Cellular component (GO): HOPS complex; endosome
Molecular function (GO): protein-macromolecule adaptor activity; protein binding
Source: RefSeq, a predicted model, not a curated record